Molecule: messenger RNA, 884 nt
Organism: Spea bombifrons (plains spadefoot toad)
Lineage: Eukaryota; Metazoa; Chordata; Amphibia; Anura; Pelobatidae
Gene: RPAIN
Product: RPA interacting protein
Exons: 7
Coding region: 68-748 (226 amino acids)
Biological process (GO): protein import into nucleus
Cellular component (GO): nucleus; PML body
Source: RefSeq, a predicted model, not a curated record
GGUUUAAAUACUUGUGCUGGGUGGGUUUUCGUUCUGUACGCUUAUUGAGAGUUCGUGGUCGUUUGAUAUGGAGGCGGCGAUGAGGCAUCGCGUUUUAUACAAGGGAACUACCCCUCCAUGGAAAGAGACGUACCGGAAGAGGUGUGUUGAAAGACUGAAGAGCAACCGGUCUAAGCUCCUUGACAAGUUCCGUCAGGUAGGAGAGAAGCUUCAUUCUGAAAAUGGUGAAUCUGUCUUGGUGCAAGAAGUGAUGGAGGAAGAAUGGAAAGCAAUGCAGUCUGACAAUGGUGGAUUUCCAUCCCUCUGGAAAAAGGGGACUUUCUCACAUGCCCUUGGGAUUUUGCAGGAUCCAGAUGAGCUGGCAACUCUAGAAGAAAUUAAACGUGAACUCCUUGUAGAAGAACAAGCUAUGGUUGUGGAAAUUGAAAACAUUCUUCGGUUUGAGGAAGAAUGCCUUGAUUCUGUAGUUGGGCUGAAUCAGGCAAACCAGAUAGUGUGUCCAGUGUGUAAUCUGAACUACAUGACUGUAACUAGCUGUUUUAUUGUCUGCCAAUGUGGAGUGCACAUUAAUACAAGGUCCCAAGGCAUGAGCGUUGAAAAACUACAUUCGCUAUUAGAAGCAAACCUGACAGCACAUGGCUAUAACUGCUCGCAAGAUCCAAUUUUCUCUGUUGCUGUUGGGUUAGAAGGAAUGGCCAGUCUCUUCAUGAGUUGCCAGGCGUGUGACGCUAUGGCUGUCAUUGUCUAACAAGGACUCGAAGAUGGCGCCUCAGCUUUGGAAUUCCACAUGUGUGAUUUUGUAAUGUCUUGUAAAUUUUUGUAAUGUCCUGUAAAUAUGCUUUUUAACUCUUUAAAUAAAGCAUUUAAUUUAUAAAUUGCACAAA